Trichophyton rubrum CBS 118892 is the source of this 687-nucleotide messenger RNA. RefSeq lists its product as uncharacterized. The transcript is spliced from 2 exons. The record is from RefSeq and is a predicted model, not a curated record. NCBI's taxonomy places the organism in Eukaryota, Fungi, Ascomycota, Eurotiomycetes, Onygenales, Arthrodermataceae. The coding region runs from base 1 to 687 and encodes 228 amino acids.
AUGAUAAGCAACGCGCUGCUCAUCGAGCGCAUAUCUGCUUUUGUAGCCAAACAUAUGGCAGGUCACGACCCUUCACACAACGUCCGCCAUGUCUCCCGCGUAGUCAGGCUCGCCCAGACAAUCCUCGAAGAAGAAAAGACUCGCAACCCAUCUAUUACAUAUGACGAAACGGUGGUCACUCUCGCAGCCUGGAUGCACGAUAUAGCUGAUAGGAAAUACCUUCCCAAACCAACGGACGGAGCCUCAAAGAUUAACCCCAACACCAUCAUUUACGAUACCCUGAUAUCCCACCAUGCAGACCAAAGCAUAGCGCAGAAAGUUCAGACCAUAGUUUCAAACGUCUCCUACUCGACUGAGAUAAAAGACCCUAGUGCCGUUCAGCGUCUGAUCAGUCCUGAAGGCGGGUAUCCCGAACUCGCCAUCGUGCAGGAUGCAGACCGUCUAGACGCAAUUGGCGCAGUGGGAAUAGCACGGUGUUUCACCUUUUUUGGAGCCAGGUCUAAGAGUACCGGCAAGGAAGGUGACAAGGAGCCUGACUUGGACGAUGCGAUUGAGCAUUUUAAUGAUAAGUUGGUGAAGUUAGAAGGGAUGAUGAAAACAGUUACUGGACGGGAGAUGGCGAGGGAGCGGGCAUUUAGGAUCGAGGAGUUUCAGCGCUGGUGGGCUGACGAGACCAACGGGGUUUGA